Heteronotia binoei (common prickly gecko) is the source of this 2185-nucleotide messenger RNA. It is a transcript of the gene NEIL3, whose product is annotated as nei like DNA glycosylase 3. The record is from RefSeq and is a predicted model, not a curated record. Gene Ontology annotation, biological process: base-excision repair. NCBI's taxonomy places the organism in Eukaryota, Metazoa, Chordata, Lepidosauria, Squamata, Gekkonidae. Gene Ontology annotation, cellular component: nucleus. Gene Ontology annotation, molecular function: zinc ion binding; damaged DNA binding; DNA N-glycosylase activity.
AAGGAUGGUAGAAGGUCCAGGCUGCACGCUGAACGGCGUGAGGCUCCGCGCUUGUGUAGCUCAGGGACAGAUAGUGAAAAGUGUGCAAGGAAUGGCGCUGUUGCAACAGCCCAGAGCACAGAUAGGAGCUGCUGCCAUCUCCUCUUCUACCAAUUCGGCAGUUGGAAAGAAAAUUUCUUGUCGAGAUGUCUUGAGUGUGCUUAAUGGAUGUGUGAAAACUCUGGGGAAAGAGUUUUUAAUGUACUUUGGAGAGCAAGCUUUGAGGAUCCACUUUGGCACGGAUGGCUCUUUACAUAUAAAUUCAGAUGCAAGCCGAAACAGAAGUGGAGCAUCAGCUGUCUUGGAAAUACACCUUACUGUUGAUUUGGUUUGUUUCUAUGAUGUAACUUUAGAACUAUGGAAUGCUGCUGAAAGUGAAUGGAAAAUUAGGAUGCUGGAAGACUUAGAUGUAUGCUCUCCAAAAUUUAGUUUUGUGAGAGCAGACAGUGAGUUUAAGAAGCAGAAGGGCCAUCUGUUAUGUGAUGUGUUGCUUGAUCAGGCAGUCCUACCUGGAGUGGGAAACAUAAUAAAGAACGAAGCUCUUUUUGACAGUGGUCUCCAUCCAGGUGUUAGAGCUUCUCAGUUAACAGAUGAGCAGAUCUGUCACUUGGUGAAAAUGAUUUGGGGUUUUACUCUCCUCUUCUACAAGUGUCGUAAGACAGGAUUGGCCUUAUAUAAACAUUACAAGGUAUACAAGUGUUUCAGCUGUGUCCAGUGCAGGGCAAAGAUUACGUGCCGUUUAGGAGAAAGUAGAAGGAUGGCAUACUUCUUCCCCCAGUGUCAAAAGGACAAACCUCAGCUGGUGGAUCCUGGCAAACUGCCAACAAGAAAUGGUUUAAUUGGCUGGGCAUACAGCAGGGGGUCACGUUCUAAUGAACAAGUGGCUCAGAAGUCAAAAGAGGAGUGGGCCUGUAGGCGUUGCACUCUAAUAAAUAAGCCUUCUGUCAAAAUCUGUGAUGUUUGCUUGACUCCAAGGCCCGAAGGUAAACUGAGAGAGAAUGAUGACAUUGUAACUGAUUUAGUUAAAUACCCCUGUAACAACUUCACAAAACCAAGAACAGAAAUUAAGAUCAACAGGACAACAGUGUUUGGGACAACAACUAUGGCUAUGACAGAUUUCACUUUUCUAAACCAUAAUAGAAGCCUAACUCCAGAUGGAAGCUCUCUGCAUGGUUCUUCAAGAAAUGAUCAUAACAGCACCUACCACUAUGCAGUAAACACACCAGUACCCUUCCCCUAUCAAUAUAAUUCUUUAAAGCCAGUGGAGAAGAAACAGAAGAUUGAUUACUCAUCUUCAUCUUUUGGGACUGUCACUGGGAAUUUAAUGAGCAGAGCACCUCCAGUUAAUAUGACAGAUGGUUCCUGUACAUUAAAUGCUGGCAGCCCUCACUGCAGUAAACACCACCGCGUCUGCAUUCUCCGAGUGGUAAGGAAGGACGGAGAAAACAAGGGCAGGCAAUUUUACGCUUGUCCUUUACCUAGAGAGACUCGGUGUGACUAUUUUAAAUGGGCAGACCUGCAUUUUCCAUUCUGCAAUCAUGAGAAGCGCUGCAUUAUGAGGACAGUGUUAAAGAUUGGCCCUAACAAUGGAAAGAAUUUCUUUGUGUGCCCUCUUGAGAAGGAUAAACAGUGUGACUUUUUUCAGUGGGCAGAAAAUGGUCCAGGAAUGAAGAUUAUCCCAGGAUGCUGAGUGAUUCAUCUCCAAUACACCAUCUGACAUUAAUCUUCUUAAACUAUGUAUUCUACAGUUCUCUUCUGUAGGAGACAUUUUAGGAGGGUCAUGAUCAAAUGACACUUUCUGAUUGCAAAUCUAUCUAGAUUAUAUAUUUGAACAUUACUUCUGUCCCUACUGCUGUUUGUGCUAUUUUCUGUUAAUUACUUCUUGUUUGUUCUAACUGUAGAAACUCUCAGAAUGAAUUGUGUGUGUGCACUUGACACAGAUGUCUUGCAAUGUACUGUGAUUUGUCAGUAAACAUAUAUUUUAGUUAAGAGUUUAUCUGUGUCAUUUGUCCUUCAAUGCUUUUUUCAUAUUCUAAUAAAACUUUUAUGGAAAACAUAACUUGACUCAAUGCAUUUAAGAUGAAUAGAUUUUAAUACAUUUGGCACUCAGUUAUGAAAGAUUAAUAUGCUCAAUAAAACGUUUCUA